Messenger RNA from Rana temporaria (common frog), 2224 nucleotides. It is a transcript of the gene MNMIP1, whose product is annotated as SH3 domain containing 21. The transcript is spliced from 18 exons. The record is from RefSeq and is a predicted model, not a curated record. Bases 263 to 1822 code for a protein of 519 amino acids. Gene Ontology annotation, molecular function: protein binding. NCBI's taxonomy places the organism in Eukaryota, Metazoa, Chordata, Amphibia, Anura, Ranidae.
AGACUUAGUAUUUGUUUCCCCUCAACUUCACUCCUUUAACUUGCCUUUCCUGUUUUUUUAACAACCAAUCCUUUUGCUCGUGUUAAGGCAAGUUUUUUUUUUUUUCUUUUCCCUCUCGUAAAAACGACAGGAUUAAGGAACUGCUUCUUCAGAAAGUUGCUCUUGAUUGUGAAAAGCAGGAAGCUAGGGCCACUGCAAGGCCUUAUCACACAUAUCUGCAUGUCAUUUUCUCAGACCUACAGUGAUAAGUCAGAAUCACAGAAUGAGCUUGCUAGGGGACAUGCUUGCCCUUGUUGACUUUCAAGGGCAGCUUGAAGAUGAACUGAACCUCAAAGCUGGAGACGUAAUAAAAAAUGUGAAGAAAACAGCAGAAGAGGGAUGGCUAGAAGGAGAGAACAAUGGAAGGAGAGGACUUUUCCCCCAAUUGUUUGUAAAGGAAAUACCCUCAGUUUUUCUAAGCGAUAAUGGACAGAGGUUCCCAAGAUCUGUUAGGAAACCUAAUGUUACUGUUCAAAAGAAGAAGCAGCGAUGGUGUCGAGCAGAGUAUUCAUACAACCCAGGGAAGCCAGAUGAACUGGAGCUUUUAGCAGGGGAAGUGAUAGAAGUCCUGGAGGAGAUUGAAGAUGGUUGGUGGCUGGGUAAAAAUGGAGAGCUAGUAGGAGCUUUUCCAUCCAACUUUGUGCUGGAACUUUCUGAACCACCACCAGAGAAGAUUGCAAAUUUUAAGAAAAACAAUAAACAAAGACCAAAGAUGAUGGAUAUAAAUUUUAGUUCUAAGGAAGAAGAGAAGGUGAAACGAGGAGAUAAAGCUGAAGUGAAACAAGUAGAAAAAUCUGAAGUGAACAAUGAAAAAGGCCCAUCACCCUGUAAUGAAUAUGCCCGAGUUAUGUUUGAUUACAUUUCUGCUGUGCCAGAUGAGCUUUCGCUGAAGAAGGGAGAUGUUGUAUCAAUCAUAAGCAAGGAGACAGAAGAUGAGGGCUGGUGGAAAGGAGAACUACAUGGAAAAACCGGCUUGUUUCCAGAUAACUUUGUAUUAUUACUGCCUCCCAAUUCACACAUUAAAGCGAACAAACCUCCUCAAAGAAUAGCAACUGUGAAAAAAACAGUGGCUAAAAAAGAUCCACCCAACAUGGACCUAAAGUCACCUGUAAACAGGCCACUGUCUCCUCCUGAAACAGCACAGAAAGAGCCAAAAGAGACCAAAGCAGAGCCAACCAGUAAAGUGACCCAUCAACCUGCAAGGAAGCCAGCACCUCCUCCGCCAGUGCCAGUCAAGAGCAAACCUAAUGCCAGUCAUGCCAGCAAGUCCACUACAGAAUCCCAGACAAAGUUAACAGAGGAAAAGAAAGAAAAAAGCAAGGAACCAAAUACCUCUACGCUAGAUGGACUUAAAGUGUCAUCAAUGAAACUGGCACAUCCCACAGCAGACAGACCAAAAAUGCAGGGUAAACGGCCACCGAAGACCAAGGUUAUGUCUUCAGAGACUGACUCCGUAAGCAGUAAAGAAGAAGAUCAGUUGAAUUCCCACAUUAAAAGCCCUCCAGCUAAGAGUACCCCUAAAAUCACUAUUAAAUCAGCCACUCCGUCUACAAAGAGCAGUACAUAUGCUCAAAUAUCCAAGAAGAGCCCAGAACCUGCACAGAAUGCUCAAGUAGAAGGGCUUACAGAGGAAAUCAAAGCACUUAAAAUUAUGCUUGAAAUACUUAAAAACAAGCACAUGACAGAUAUGCAAGAGAUUAGAUCAGAAAUGAGUGAAGAGAGAGUGAAGCGACUAGCACUGCAGAUGGAGGUUGAAAACCUGAAGAAACUAUCAUCAUCCUAGCUGAAUUCUUGGGCUGGUCCCACAAGCACACAAAGUGAUCUGUUGACAUCAGUCACCGGUGACAGGUCUAUACAACUUCAGAUACACAGUAUUUCUGUAUGCUUCAUUCAGGAGGAAAGACACUAUUUGACGUAUUGAGAUCAGAUCAUGUGAAACCUCAGAAAUGAAAAAAUGAUAGCACUGCCCCCAAAUGUUUACCACAUAUUAUAGUAGUUUAGUACAUUUGAUUUCAUUGUUUCUGUAUAUUUCUUGAAGCCACAUGUCAAUAAUGGCCCAUUUUGGUUCUUGGCCUGUUCCCAUGACCCAUCAAGACUUUAAAAGGUGUUGGUUCAAACUCCAGAGCAAGACAGUACCAAACCCAAGAUAAACGGACAAAGAAAUAAAAUAUGUUCUGCUUUCCCU